Molecule: messenger RNA, 1644 nt
Organism: Astyanax mexicanus (Mexican tetra)
Lineage: Eukaryota; Metazoa; Chordata; Actinopteri; Characiformes; Acestrorhamphidae
Gene: zp3d.2
Product: zona pellucida glycoprotein 3d tandem duplicate 2
Exons: 8
Coding region: 16-1446 (476 amino acids)
Biological process (GO): egg coat formation; positive regulation of acrosome reaction; binding of sperm to zona pellucida
Cellular component (GO): extracellular matrix
Molecular function (GO): acrosin binding
Source: RefSeq, a predicted model, not a curated record
AGCCCUGAUCCGCGCAUGCGCAACAGUGCCAAACACAAAAUUGGCACCAGGUGCGGCAGAUUGCCCGCCAGUCUUGCGGUAUUGCGGCAUACGGCUCGUGCUAGAGAUUGCGGUAUUGCCGCUGGUGUUGUCAUGAGAGUGAUCUUCCCCUCCGUGUGGGUCUUACUAGCUGUGUUCUCUCCGCGCGCGUGUCCCGAGAUCGGUCCUUCCGACCCGCCCGAGCUGGAGAGCGGAGCGGACGGGGAGUACCGGCUAGGUCCGCCGUUCCUGCAGCUCCCGGUGUUCCUGCACUCCCGCGUUCCCCUGCUGGACAUGGCGGAGCUGUCUCCCGCGCGCGCCCCGGGGCUCGACCGGCUCCCCCAGCGCGUGAGGGAGGUUCUGGUCCCGAUUCCGGAGCUCUCGCAACGGGGCGGAAUCGAGUCCGGGCCGAGCCGCCUGCGCGUGGCCUGCAGCUCUAAACAGAUGCGCGUGAAGGUUUCCCGGGAGAUGCCUGGCUCCGGGGGCGCGCUGAGAUUGGGCACGUGCGCCGCGAGCUGGUCCACUGAGCAACACCUGUACUUUCGGUACGAACUGCACCAGUGCGGAACCAGAACCCAGAUUAUCAAUAACAGGGUGGUGUUCUCCAACACACUCCACUACACCCCUGACGAGACUCAGGGAUCUACAGGAAGCUCCUCUGCGUUCUCCAUACCCGUUCAAUGCCAUUUCAACAGAUUUCACUACUCCUACAAAAUCGGUUAUGUUCCACAAGUCCAAACACAGCGACUCUUCAAACCCAUAAAGCCCCAAGGUGGCAUCAGACUGACCUCACAUGAUGCUCAGUGGAACAGACUGGACCCCGCUGAAGGAUACGUCAUCGGGCAUCCCAUGUACUUUGAAGCUGAAGUUGGCUCUGUUUCAGAGGGCGAAAGGUUAUUCGUGCAGUCGUGUCACGUGACCGUCAAUAGCUCUCACAUCUCCACACCAAGAAUCACCAUCAUCGACAACUACGGAUGUAUGAUUGACAGUAAAAGCACGGUUGGGUCGAGAUUCAUAAAGAGCAGCAGGAGGAACGCAGUGAGGUUCUCUAUAGAUGCAUUUGUGCUGAAGGGAAAGCAGGCAAAGCAUCUGUACAUGCACUGUGAACUGUCUGUCAGCAGUGAGAAUCCAACAGAAACGUCAAAGUUCUGCAGUUAUAACCGGACCACAGACAGGUGGGAGGAACUCUACGGUGAUGAUGCAGUUUGCUCCUGUUGUAACGCCACGUGCCUCCCUGGCGCCCCCCCUGCAGCCGCCGGAGGAGACACCAGCGGGCCGAGGUUGAUGGUGGUGGAUGAAUACAUCAGAGGCAGAGAAAGUGUGGAAAUCUUAGUAGACCCCAAUAAAGCAGAGCCUCCACCAACAGCACCGAGGACGAAGGGGGAGGAGCCUCGCCGGAUGUUUGAGAAGGUGUUCGGACUGGACUGAUUAAUUCAAUUAAACAAAAUAGGACUUCUGACUCAGGUUAUCUUCAUUUAAUGAUGCAGGAUGACUUAAUGCCAAUCAAAUGGCGAUAAAAUUCUAAAAUUCAGAAAAACUGCUGAUUCUGUUUUGUAUCAAUGUACCAAACCAAGCUGUUCACUGUGACUUAAAGCAAAAUUCGAUUAAAAUCAGAUUUAUACAGCC